Molecule: messenger RNA, 1735 nt
Organism: Physcomitrium patens
Lineage: Eukaryota; Viridiplantae; Streptophyta; Bryopsida; Funariales; Funariaceae
Product: L-gulonolactone oxidase 3
Cellular component (GO): membrane
Molecular function (GO): D-arabinono-1,4-lactone oxidase activity; FAD binding
Source: RefSeq, a predicted model, not a curated record
AUGACAUUGAGCGCCACCUCGUGCGCCGACAAUCCACGAUCCGGUGAGCCUGUCCCGUCAGAGAGGGGCUUGAAUGAUGCCCUUCUGCACGCCGGCGCUGCUCAUGACGCGAUGGAUCGCUCAGCAGAAUCUGUGGUUUACCCCUCAACCGAGCAAGAGAUUCUCAGUGCCGUUGCUGCUGCCGUGAGAGGCAACCAAAAGAUAAAAGUAUCCACCAGGUAUGGACACAGCAUAACGAAAAUUGCUUGUCCAGGAACAUCGUCAGGCGUGAUCUUAAGUUCCAAAAAUUACACUUCCAUUGUGAAUAUUGACACAGAGAGUGGCACAGUAACAGCACAAGGUGGGAUUCAGUUGCGGACACUGGUGGACCAAAUUUCCACCCGGGGCCUUGCACUUCCCGUUGCGCCGUACUGGGAUGGUGUAACAUUGGCUGGAUUACUUAGUACUGGUGCACACGGGAGUUCGCUCUUUGGCAAAGGCGGUGCAGUCCACGAGUAUGUGAUUGGUAUGCGCGUCGUCACACCUGCGAGUCCAGCUGAAGGAUAUGCUACUGUCCGAGUUCUGGGUAGUCAGGAUCCAGAUCUAAACGCUGCCAAGGUGUCCCUAGGAGUGCUUGGUGUCAUUUCCACUGUCACAUUACAGCUUCAACCCAUGUUCAAAAGAAAUCUGACACUACGAAUUGUGAAAGGCGACGUUGGGUCUGAGGACGAAACACUUCGGAUUGCUAAAGAAGUGGAGUUUGGAGAUGUCAUAUGGUACCCCUCGCUGGGUCAAGUUGUUUACAGAUACGACUACCGCGCCUCACUAGUCGCUCCAGGAGAAGGCAUCAACAACUUCAUUGGAUUUCAGCCCAUACCACAGGCUGUGAUAGCGAGCACAAGAGUUGCUGAGGAAGCAGCCGAAUCAGCCCGAAACCGGCAGCUCAAGUGCGAUCUUGCGUUCACACUUGUAACUGCAGAGCAAGCAAUCGGCUAUGGGUACAAGAAGAACGGCUUGAUAUUUUCUGGCUUCCCAGUCAUUGGUAGACAAAUCCUCAUUCAGGCUGCUGGCGGAUGUCAAAGGAGUGAUUUGCCGGGCUUCUACUGCCCAUGGGACCUGCGAUCAGGAGGCAGCGUCUUCUUUGAAUCAUCCGCUGCGCUUCCACUACGAAACUUGAAGUCUUUUCUCCGCGACAUCAGAGAUCUGCAAGCAACAGUUCCAUUGAGCCUCUGCGAUCUUGAUCUGUACACUGGGAUAUUGAUUCGAUUCGUCCGUAAGACUGAUGCCUAUCUUGGCUCUGGCCAGGAGGAUGUAGCCAUGCUUGACUUUACGUGGUCCCGUGGCAACGAUGCAACAACACCAAGGCUGGACAUGGACAUAUUUCAGGAACUUGAGCAGCUUGUGUUCGACAAAUACGGCGCAUGGCCGCAUUGGGGAAAGAACCGCAACUACGUCUUUGAGGGUGCUGGAGAGGAAUAUGCGAACCUGACCAAGUUCCUUGAUACAAAGAACCGUUUCGAUCCUCAAGGCUUCUUCUCCAGCGAAUGGUCCGAUACUGUUCUAGGAAUAAACAAGACCGGCGCGCCAGGAGAAGCAACGUAUGCUCCAUUCUGUGCCAUGGAGGGGCUCUGUAGAUGCCAGACGGACGAGCAUUGUGCACCAGAGAAGAACACUUUCUGCCGCCCAGGGCGAAUCUAUCCUGCGGCAAGGGUCUGUCGCACGGAGUAAAGAAAUCCUGUCCUGAUCACGUUGCUCC